Molecule: messenger RNA, 496 nt
Organism: Culex quinquefasciatus (southern house mosquito)
Lineage: Eukaryota; Metazoa; Arthropoda; Insecta; Diptera; Culicidae
Exons: 2
Coding region: 49-360 (103 amino acids)
Source: RefSeq, a predicted model, not a curated record
UUAUGACGUCAUACCGUUUGUUUUGAUAGCGGAUAUAAAGGAAUUUUAAUGUUUUUAAGGUUUUGCGAGGAUUUGAAGGAACCUGUGCUGCGCAAAUGUCCUUCUGCCGGCAGAAAACUUCACGAAAAAGCGGUAUUAGCGGGCGAGUCAAAUCGGACAGUCAAGUUACGGAACCAUAAUCGCAUGUUGCUCAAUUUCUGGCAGAGAAGAAACGGCCAGCUCUUCUGCGGACCGAUGGGAGAAACAGGAGCGGAACUGGUGAUUGAACUGUGGCGCGAAAGAAACGGUGAUGGAAUCGGAGUACUAGCAGCAGCACUUUUCGUCAAGCAGCAGCAGUGCGGCUGUGAUGCGUUCAAGUAAGCGCUGCACUCAAACCAGUCCCCGCACUUUGGUGGCGACCAAUUCAGCACCGAUUAUCAGCUGCAAUCAAUCCCGGGAUGGCCAACAGCAGUACCGAUCGGCAAUCUCCAAAGCUCAGUGUCAAACUCUACCAAAC